CAGUACUCAAAAGCUAACCUGCUCAUGCUUUGCUAGGAAUGAUGGGAGUGGGUGCAUGUGGUGAUGAUGAAGGAAGGAAGGUUUCAGAUCAAUAAGUUUCACCACCACCACAUUCCAAACACAAGAUCAGCAUUUCAGUUCUACUACCCAUUUAAGUUCCUUUCAGGCUUCAAGGUUAGCCCAAGGGUCAGUGUUGCUUGAGAGGUACUCACACAUCUGCAGGUGCUGCCAGGGCCGGCCAUUUAGCAGUUAGCCAUGUGGACUGCUCUCUUCUCUCAUCUCAGGGAGGUGCACAAGAGAAGUGCGGUGAAGGAGGACAGAAUAAUGAAGCCACUAACUGAGGCCAGCGGCCACAAGCAGGCGGCAGGUGCAGCCAGCAAGAUGACUGUGCUGCAGUCUCCAUUGGGGCUGAGAAGCAUCCUCACCUCCCUCGUCGCCUUCUUCAUCGUCGCCAGCACCGUCUCCCUCCUCUUCGACCGAUCAGGCCAGGACGAAGCUCAGGUGCAGCUGGCCGUCGAGCAGCACCAGCACCAAGAAGUCCAGCUGAAGAAACCAGCUCCUGCAGCAUCAGUGGAUGAGCAGAAAUCAGUAGAUCGGGCAUCGCUGAGGAGGCAGGGCCAGCAGGCGCAGGUGCAAUGGACAUCUGAGCUCCUGGACGAGGCGAGGGACGCCGGCGACGGCGAGGAGGAGGAGGAGUGCAACUGGUCGUUGGGGCGGUGGGUGUACGACAACUCCUCCCGGCCGCUCUACUCCGGGCUCAAGUGCUCCUUCAUCUUCGACGAGGUCGCUUGCGACAAGUAUGGCCGGAAUGACACCAAGUACCAGCACUGGAGAUGGCAGCCUCACGGAUGCAACCUUCCAAGAUUCAAUGCCACAAAGCUUCUUGAAAAGCUCAGAAACAAGAGAAUGGUGUUCGUGGGCGAUUCAGUAAACAGGAACCAAUGGGUGUCGAUGGUGUGCCUGGUGGAGGCCUCCAUCCCUGAUGGCCGCAAGAUGCGCGUUUACAAUGGCUCCCUUAUUUCCUUCAAAGCAUUUGAGUACAAUGCGACUAUAGAUUUCUACUGGUCGCCACUGCUACUGGAGUCCAACAGCGACAACCCCAUCAUUCACAGAGUGGAGUACCGGAUCAUUAGGGCAGACAGGAUUGAGAAGCACGCUAGCGUUUGGAGGGAUGCUGACGUUAUCGUCUUCAACUCUUACCUUUGGUGGAGGAAGCAGAAGGCCGAUAUGACGAUGAAGGUCAUGUAUGGAUCAUUUGAGGAUGGAGAUGCAACGUUAGAUCAGGUGGAAAUGGUUGAUGGUUUCGAGAUAGCUCUCAAGAAGCUAACUGAAUGGCUGGGGACGAACAUCAACAAGAACAAGACUAGAAUCUUCUUUGCCGGCUCCUCACCGGCUCACACCUGGGCUAGCGACUGGGGAGGAGAUGACAACAACAAGUGUCUAAACGAAACGGAACCGAUUGAGACAGAAGGAUACAAGGGCGCAACAACAGAUUACAGCAUGAUGGACAAGGCGAAAGAAAUCUUUGCAACACUGGAGGCAAAGGGCAUACAUGUUCAGAUACUGAACAUCACCCAGCUGUCUGACUACCGCAAGGACGCUCAUCCCACGAUAUUCAGGAGACAGUACGUUCCUCUGACGAAACAACAGAUUGAAAACCCGAGCAUCUACGCGGAUUGCAUGCAUUGGUGCCUCCCUGGAGUUCCUGAUGUCUGGAACGAGUUCUUGUACGCAUACCUCAUGCGCAAAUGAUAUAUGUAUAAUAAUGUGUUCUUAAUUUGGCCAAAAAUUUUCUCUGUUAACUUGUGGGUGCCUAGCUAGGUAUUAGUGCACAGGGCAUGGCCCCCAUCAUUUUUUUAACAUUUACAUGUAAAGAGAAAGGAAGAACCUAUGUAAUCGCAAAAUGCAAAGAAUUAAUUUGCCUCUACUGCUAGGUGGUGUUUGAGAUGAGAUUAAAGGAUUAUAUAAUUUUUGGGAUGGCUAUUCGAGGGUAUAGACGAAUG
Messenger RNA from Oryza brachyantha (malo sina), 2003 nucleotides. Its product is annotated as protein trichome birefringence-like 34. Bases 256 to 1752 code for a protein of 498 amino acids. Gene Ontology annotation, cellular component: Golgi apparatus. The record is from RefSeq and is a predicted model, not a curated record. The transcript is spliced from 5 exons. Gene Ontology annotation, molecular function: O-acetyltransferase activity. Lineage: Eukaryota; Viridiplantae; Streptophyta; Magnoliopsida; Poales; Poaceae.